UCCUCACGUGCAGCCAAAAACCCUCAUUUCUUCACCGAUCAAAGCAUUAUGUCCGAAGAACUCGUGGUCUUCCGGAGCUAAAACCCUAGCAAUGGCGGUUAGGUCCCUUUCUUGUCUUAGGAAGCUCCUCCGGCAUGAUAAUGGUUCCUUUCCUUUUAGUUUCCGAUUAGGGUUCACCGAGAGCCGACGCUCUGUGACGUACAUGCCCCGGCCCGGCGACGGUGCGCCGAGGGCAGUGACGCUGAUUCCCGGUGACGGAAUCGGUCCCCUGGUCACCGGAGCCGUGCAGCAGGUCAUGGAGGCGAUGCAUGCGCCUGUGUUCUUCGAGACCUAUGAGGUCCAUGGAGACAUGACAUCAGUGCCGCAGGAGGUAAUUGAUUCGAUCCGAAGGAAUAAGGUCUGUCUCAAGGGGGGCCUGGCUACGCCAGUGGGUGGAGGUGUUAGCUCUCUGAAUGUGCAGCUGAGGAAGGAGCUCGAUCUCUACGCUUCCCUGGUCAACUGUUUCAAUCUCCCUGGGUUGCCCACACGCCAUGAGAACGUUGACAUUGUUGUAAUUAGAGAGAACACGGAAGGGGAGUACUCUGGGCUUGAGCACGAGGUCGUUCCUGGUGUGGUAGAGAGCUUGAAGGUGAUGACAAAGUUUUGUUCAGAACGGAUUGCAAAAUAUGCUUUCGAAUAUGCCUACCUCAACAAUCGAAAGAAGGUUACUGCUGUGCAUAAAGCCAACAUUAUGAAACUUGCAGAUGGUCUUUUUUUAGAAUCUUGCCGGGAGGUUGCAACAAAGUACCCUGGGAUAAAAUAUAAUGAGAUUAUUGUUGACAAUUGCUGCAUGCAACUUGUUUCGAAGUUGCUGCAUGCAACUUGUUUCCUUGUUUCGAAGCCUGAGCAGUUCGAUGUCAUGGUCACUCCAAAUCUGUACGGGAAUCUUGUGGCAAACACUGCUGCAGGUAUUGCUGGUGGAACUGGUGUCAUGCCUGGAGGCAAUGUCGGACAAGAUCACGCAGUUUUUGAGCAAGGUGCUUCCGCAGGCAAUGUAGGUAAUGAGAAACAAGUGGAACAAAAGAAGGCGAAUCCCGUUGCUCUCCUCCUCUCAUCUGCUAUGAUGUUGAGACAUCUCCAGUUCCCAUCAUUUGCUGACCGCCUUGAGACUGCUGUUAAGGGAGUGAUUGCGCAAGGUAAUUACAUGACCAAAGACCUCGGAGGGAGCAGCAACACCCAAGAAGUGGUUGAUGCAGUCAUAGCACAACUUGGUUGAUUGGUUGCACAGCCCUUGUGCCUGUCCAGAACUUAACUGGUCUUGUCUUGUCCGUGCUGUAAUCCCCUCUAAUAAAUCUUAUAGAUCAUUUUUUGACAUGCUGCAUUCUAUAUACUUAUCUUAUUUUUUUUUAAAAUAAAUAUUUUCUUACUUUUUAUUUACA
Messenger RNA from Phalaenopsis equestris, 1418 nucleotides. RefSeq names its product isocitrate dehydrogenase [NAD] regulatory subunit 1, mitochondrial. The coding region runs from base 92 to 1255 and encodes 387 amino acids. Gene Ontology annotation, biological process: isocitrate metabolic process; tricarboxylic acid cycle. Gene Ontology annotation, molecular function: isocitrate dehydrogenase (NAD+) activity. NCBI's taxonomy places the organism in Eukaryota, Viridiplantae, Streptophyta, Magnoliopsida, Asparagales, Orchidaceae. Gene Ontology annotation, cellular component: mitochondrion. The record is from RefSeq and is a predicted model, not a curated record. The transcript has 4 exons.